Messenger RNA from Mitosporidium daphniae, 432 nucleotides. RefSeq names its product putative subunit Va of cytochrome c oxidase. The record is from RefSeq and is a predicted model, not a curated record. Gene Ontology annotation, biological process: mitochondrial electron transport, cytochrome c to oxygen. The transcript has a single exon. NCBI's taxonomy places the organism in Eukaryota, Fungi, Microsporidia. Bases 1 to 432 code for a protein of 143 amino acids. Gene Ontology annotation, cellular component: mitochondrial inner membrane.
AUGAUUUCCAAUUUAAAAUCGCUGCUCAAAAUCAACCCACCACGGCAGUUUUUGUUUGCCGAACGCAUUUUGAAAAAGAGCCUUGCUCCCCCUUUUGCAUGUUCAAAUUCGUAUUCAUCAUCGCGUGAACUGGAUACUGUCGAGGCUUACGAGCGUGAAUGGGUGGACUUUUUUAAAACGGCUCCCGACCAAUUCGAGCUGUAUCGUGGGCUCAACAAUGCCUUCUCUUAUGACAUUGUGCCGACGGUACCUAUUGUGCGCGAGGUGUUACUUGCAUGCCGUCGUCUGAAUCAUCUCCCCACUGCAAUUCGUCUUCUCGCCGCCCUAAGAGCAAAGGUCGACACUGUGGACCAGUACAAGCUUUACCUUACGGCGAUUGAAGACUUGCGUUUGGAGUUGGGAGUUCCUGCCCCCGAAGAAAUUGGCGUAUAG